AGCUCCUCCCACUGCAGUUCAUCAAUAAAUGCUGGAAUAUUCCCAUCAGUCUACAAGUGAAGACGAGCAUCAAAGCAUCAGGAAGAAGUGAAAUCUGCAGAGACAGAGUUUAUUGAAGGACAGAGAGAACAUGAGAGAUCCAGAACCCUGCAGAAUGAAACACACUGAAGAACAAACAGAGUUGACUGAAGAAAAUGAGGAGGAUGAAGAACUGUGUGAAGAGGAGGAGAAACAUCAUGUCAAAACUGGAGAACAACAUUUGAGUCGCUCUCAAACCAAACAGAAAGAUUUAAAGAAAAUAAGAGACGAGAAAUCUUUCACCUGCACUCAGUGUGGAAAGAGUUUGACAAACAAACAGAGUCUCGAGAUUCACAUGAGAGUUCAUGCGGGAGAGAAAUUGUUCACAUGUGAUCAGUGUGGAAAAACAUUUUUGUGGGCUUCAACCCUGAAGAGUCACCUGAUAGUUCAUUCAAAGGAGAAACCACAUUCAUGUUCUUUGUGUGGAAAGAGUUUUUCACUACUGCAUAAUUUAAAAGCUCAUCAGAAAAUACACACUGGUGUGAGAGAUUAUAUGUGCUUUGAGUGUGAGAAGACUUUUAUUACAGCUACACAUUUGAAACGGCACCAGAGGAUCCACACUGGAGAGAAACCUUACAAGUGUUCACACUGCGACAAGAGAUUCAUUCAUUCAGAAUCCCUGAAAACACAUGAGAGGAUUCACACUGGAGACAAACCUUACACGUGUAAUCAGUGUGGUAUGAGUUUCAGACAAAAAACUCAACUUAAGGUGCACAUGAGAGUUCACACAGGAGAGAAACCGUUCACAUGUGAUCAGUGCGGGAAGAGUUUUGCACAAUCAGCAAAGCUGAAGAGACACAUGAGGAUCCACACUGGAGAGAAACUGUAUGAAUGUGAUCAAUGCGGCAAAACAUUUUUGUGGGAUUCAGGCCUGAAGAGUCACCUGAAUGCUCAUCUAAAGGAGAAACCACAUUCAUGUUCGUUGUGUGGAAAGAGUUUUUCACAUCUGCAGAAUUUAAAACAACAUCAGAAGAGACACGCGGGUGUGAGAGAAUAUAUGUGCUUUGAGUGUGAGAAGACUUUUAUUACAUCUACAGAACUGAAACAGCAUGAGAGGAUCCACACUGGAGAGAAACCUUACAUGUGUUCACACUGUGACAAGAGAUGCAAUCAAUCAGAAUCCCUGAAAAGACAUGAGAAGAUCCACACUGGAGAGAAACCUUACAUGUGUUCACACUGUGACAAGAGAUUCAAUCAAUCAGAAACCCUGAAAAGACAUGAGAAGAUCCACACUGGAGAGAAACCUUACACGUGUGAUCAGUGUGGGAAGAGUUUCAGACAUAAAGAUCAACUUAAGGUUCACACGAGAGUUCAUACGGGAGAGAAACCAUAUCACUGCACUGCAUGUGGGAAGAGUUUCGCUCGAUCAAUUUCUUUACAAAAGCAUACAAAAAAGAUUCACAGUAAAUAGAUUCUCUUCAGAUCCAGCAUUGUCAGUUAAUGAAGUUCAUCUUCAAGAUCUUCAUCAGCUUCAUCUGAGAUUCUGAUCAACUCAAAAAUGAAGUUUCAUAUCCAAAGAACAAUAUCUAAUUGUUUUUUAUUUUUUAUAUCAUUUUAACUUCGUGAUAUGUAAAUAUAUUAUUGUGUGCUCUUAUGAGUUUUAUAUAAUGUGCCAUUUUCUAUACUGCAAAUGUAUCACUUCUAGUUUGUUUGCUCUUUUAUGAAGGAAAGUAGUUCUUUUUGUUUGUUUUUUUGGUACAAACUUUUGUUCAGGAAGCUGAAGAAGAGCCUGUAAUACUUUCAAGAGAAACUUAGAUUUAUUGACUGACUGGCAGGAUGCCACCAUUAAUAACCAGCUAGCAGAUUAAUGAAGUAUGUAGCCAAGUUACCAGAGAGUCACCGGAAAAAUAAUAUGAUUGUUAUAUUAAUAUAAUAUUGUAGAGACGACUGAAAAAAAUUAAAAGAAGGGAUUUAUGAAAGUAGUGUUCAUUAUUGGUUGUUAAUGUGGCCAGUGGUGUUCAGUUUUGAUCCUGAGAUGGGCCAAUGACCGCGCAGGAUGCAGUGCAGUGGGAAAAACUGAUUUCCAGAGUUCUGAGAUUUUCGGUUUCAGUGGGCACAGCAUACAUGAAUAUUCAUGCGUUUCCCGGACAUGCAUGUGGAACUGAGCAUUUUAGUUCACGCAGGUUAGUUUCAGCAGGUUUAACAGAAUAUUUCAAAAACAAAUAUUUUCAGAGUUCCGCAGACUUAUACCUAAACUUGUUCAUCAUUUCACAACAGUUUAAUGUCCUUUUGGGUAACACUUUACAAUACAGGUGCACAAAUAUGCAUUAAUUCAUUCCUUUUCAACAACAAAGCAACUCAUAAUUAUAACUUCAGAAGUAGGAUAUUUCUAAUCCAUCCAAUGACCCAGUAAGAAAAGUUUUUACACAAACAACUUGCAAGAAAAAUUAUGAAUUCUCUAAAAAAAAAAAAGUUUA
Molecule: messenger RNA, 2495 nt
Organism: Sinocyclocheilus anshuiensis
Lineage: Eukaryota; Metazoa; Chordata; Actinopteri; Cypriniformes; Cyprinidae
Product: zinc finger protein 501-like
Exons: 3
Coding region: 131-1489 (452 amino acids)
Biological process (GO): regulation of transcription by RNA polymerase II
Molecular function (GO): RNA polymerase II cis-regulatory region sequence-specific DNA binding; DNA-binding transcription factor activity, RNA polymerase II-specific
Source: RefSeq, a predicted model, not a curated record